Messenger RNA from Aspergillus fijiensis CBS 313.89, 1302 nucleotides. RefSeq names its product Zn(II)2Cys6 transcription factor. The transcript is spliced from 2 exons. Gene Ontology annotation, biological process: regulation of transcription by RNA polymerase II. Gene Ontology annotation, molecular function: zinc ion binding; DNA-binding transcription factor activity, RNA polymerase II-specific. The coding region runs from base 1 to 1302 and encodes 433 amino acids. The record is from RefSeq and is a predicted model, not a curated record. Lineage: Eukaryota; Fungi; Ascomycota; Eurotiomycetes; Eurotiales; Aspergillaceae.
AUGUCUCCAAGACUCAACCACCGUAAAUCUUGCGACGAAAAGCAACCCGAAUGUAGCGCCUGUAUCCGUCACUUCGUGGUCUGCGAAUAUCCUGACCUCCAAACCAUAUUCCACAGCUAUGAGGCCCCAAGACAGCAAAGACGGUCAUCGUCGCGACCAGCCCCCCUUAGACGGAGCCUUCCCUCCCCCGAAAGAGCCAACCUCAACCCCACCGACCUCCAACUAAUACACCACUACGUCACCGCCACCGCCCACACGAUGGGCCACGCGCAGCUGCCCCCCGUCCUAGCCAUGUGGCAGCUAGCCGUCCCCGAGAUGGCCUUCGAGUACCCGCCGCUGCUGCACACCGUCCUCGCCGUCGCGGCCACCCACCGCGCCGCUUUACUUCCCGACGCCGCCGAUGCUGCCACGAGGCGUCUCCGCGCCGCGCACCACCUCCACAUCGACCGGGCCCUGAAGCACCACCGGGCGGAGACGGCCCGAGUCAAUCGUCCGGGUACAGUCGUCUCCGAAGCGUUGUGCAUGAACACGAUCCUGAUCUGCCUGUACGCGCUGACGCUCCGAGGCUGCGCAAGUGGACCUACUAGUCCAUGCACCACCUACGAGCCCCCGCUGUUAUGGCUGCACAUGUCCCGGGGCAUCCGGCUGAUGAUCGGCCGGGCGUACCACGGUCUCGUCGGGGCCAAGGCGCGGAUCGUGCCGUUGUUGAUGGCCAAGCCCUUGGUGCACGGGGGCGCCGCUACGGCUGCCAUCACCUCGCGAGGCGCUGCGAUCACCGUCCCCACGUUCGCGAGUCGCACAAGCAACAACAACAACAACAACAACAAUGCCAAGGGGAUAUCUAAUGCCAACAGCAGCAGCACCGAAAUUCGACCCCUCCAAUUUCUCCUAAACUGCAACCCUGACGAGGAAGGCGAAACGCCGCAGAUCCGCGCCGUCUACGACGAAUGCGUCAAAUACCUCGAGGGGAUGUACGUCGCGGUUGUGGACCGCGGGGAGGCGGGCUUCGAUCUUCGGAAGCGCUUCUCCUCGUUUGGGCCGAUGACCCCCGCCCCGUUUGUUGGGCUCGUGGCGGACCGCAGGCCCCGCGCGUUGGUUAUGCUUGCCUAUCUUUUUGCGUUGGCCAAGGGGGCGGAGGAGGUGUGGUGGUUGAAGGGGAUUCCGGAGCGGGAGGUUAGGGGGAUAUAUGGUGUUUUGCCGGUGAGGUGGAAGGGGGCAAUGCGGUGGGCGGUGGAGUACGUUACUGGGGGUGGUUCGUGGGGUCUUGGGGAGGAGGGGGCGAGAGGGGCUGUGGUUGGGUAG